Molecule: messenger RNA, 564 nt
Organism: Melampsora larici-populina 98AG31
Lineage: Eukaryota; Fungi; Basidiomycota; Pucciniomycetes; Pucciniales; Melampsoraceae
Exons: 3
Coding region: 1-564 (187 amino acids)
Source: RefSeq, a predicted model, not a curated record
AUGUCUACACGAGAAAACCUGCCUAGCUCGCUGCACUCGCUAAUCGUCUGCAAGAAGGGGUCCCUUAAUGUGGUUUCAACGAUCAACAAUAAUGUUGACAUUCACGGUGCCGAUCCAAAUCAAGACUUUUGCUCAACGACUCAUCUUGUCGAGCUUCGUGGCGGUCCCAUCUGCACACCCUCAAUCAUAAAACGAAUCGCCUUCGCUCGUGGACCAGAUUCCAACGAAACGAAAUUGAAACCUGAGCCCGUAUCCAUUGAACUGUUGAAACAUCAUGAAUGGAAAUUACAGUUCUCAGGUCUGACAGCCAAACCAGACCCUUUCAAGACUAUGAGCUUACCAGUAAUAGUAUUGAACAUCCUUGAAUUUCAUUUUGUUCGCCUCCCUCCGCACAUGACCGCGCGUCAGCCAGCCUUAGCGUCAAUAAUUUUAACGGUGAUAAGCCAACUCCGAAACUUAAGAAGUCUUGAACCGGGCAUGCUGCGCGGCUACCCUCAGAAUCGAUUCCAAAAUGGUGAUCACCCUACUGAUGGGAUCACUUUGCACCAAACUCUUAACUCGUAG